GAGUCCUGAUCCAGUUGAAGAACCUGAUUCUGAGACUACAGACGAUGUCUUAUCAACAGCAGCAGUGCAAGCAGCCCUGCCAGCCACCUCCUGUGUGCCCACCGCCAAAAUGCCCUGAGCCAUGCCCACCCCCAAAGUGCCCUGAGCCAUGCCCACCGCCAAAGUGCCCUGAGCCAUGUCCACCUCAGCCAAGCCAGCAGAAAUGCCCUCCUGUGCCACCUCCUCAACCCUGCCAGCAGAAGUGUCCACCCAAGAGCAAGUAACAGCUUCUGGAUUCAUCAGGAUCAGCAAAGGAUAAGGUCAAUUGGCUCACCUAGUCCCCAGCUUCACCUUCAUCUUCUCUUCUCAGCCUGUCAUGGAUACGGAAGAAGCUUCUCUACCUUUUAGCCUGUAAUCUGCCUCUGAUGAUUCCUUCCUAAGGCUACUCUCCAGGUGGUGACCGAGAAAGCGAAGUCCUCUGCUGUGCCAGCAUCCCAGAGAAGAGCAGCAGCCCUCUCCCUGGGUGUCACCAGAGGAUUCCGUUGCUGUCUCCGUGUCUGUCACCUGGGAAGAAACUUCUA
Cynocephalus volans (Philippine flying lemur) is the source of this 560-nucleotide messenger RNA. RefSeq names its product small proline-rich protein 2E. Bases 45 to 263 code for a protein of 72 amino acids. The record is from RefSeq and is a predicted model, not a curated record. NCBI's taxonomy places the organism in Eukaryota, Metazoa, Chordata, Mammalia, Dermoptera, Cynocephalidae. The transcript has 2 exons. Gene Ontology annotation, cellular component: cornified envelope.